CUGUACUCUUCGCCGCUUGCUCUGCAAAAAUCUCGAAACUGGGCUCUUUAUUCCAUCAAAAUGUUCAAGCUGCCCUCGGGCGCACUCAGGAGCCAGCUUGUUCGCAGCGCACCCCGCUCGACGGCUAGCGCAACGCGCUCAGCGUCUGUCCGGUUUGCUUCGACCAACUCUACAUCCUCUGGCACCUUAGAGUCGCUGUUGACGUCUCGCGUGUCUCUCGUUUCUGUCACGCUUUUUUCCGUCGGGUCAAUAGCAUGGUAUACCCAUCUAUACGGCUCCCUUCCCUUCAUUGGAGAAGCUCACGCGAGCUCGUUGGCCGACGAGGGUCUUCACCCCCCUGCAUACCCUUGGCCGCACAAAGGCUGGUUUGAUACGUUUGACCAUGCAAGUAUUCGUCGUGGUUUCCAGGUAUACCGCGAGGUCUGUGCUGCUUGCCAUUCGCUUGACCGCAUCGCUUGGCGCAAUUUGGUUGGUGUGUCGCAUACCGUUGACGAGGCACGCGCCUUGGCAGAGGACAUCGAGUACACCGACGGCCCGGAUGACAAUGGGGAGAUGUUCCAGCGUCCGGGAAAACUUUCCGACUAUCUCCCAGCACCAUACCCUAAUGAAGAGGCUGCACGAGCUAGUAACAGUGGUGCACUCCCUCCCGACCUCAGUUUGAUCGUCAAGGCCAGACAUGGCGGUGCGGAUUACAUCUUCUCCCUUCUGACUGGCUACAUCGAUCCUCCCGCGGGUGUCGACAUUCGUGAAGGCAUGAACUACAACCCUUACUUCCCUGGUGGCGCUAUCUCCAUGGCUCGUGUUCUGUUCGAUGGUCUCGUCGAGUAUGAUGAUGGCACCCCUGCUACCACCUCCCAGAUGGCCAAAGACGUCGUCACGUUCCUGAACUGGGCUGCAGAGCCAGAGCACGACGAGCGGAAAAAGAUGGGUUUGAAAGCCGUGAUAGUGUUCUCGACCUUAUUCGCCAUCAGCAUCUAUGUGAAGAGGUUCAAGUGGAGUGUGAUCAAGAACCGCAGGAUUUUCUACAAACCACCGACUGACCAGGCGCAUUAGAGAAUUGUAUAGCGUUGUAGCAGAGCGAGUGUCCCGUAGAUUCUUACAAUCCUACACCAGCGAACCCACACUUUUUAUUGUUUCUUUACUAUUUGCUCCGAGACCGGAUGAGACCACCGUGGGAACGUGCCUUCGUUAGCCGGUGUAGUGCUGUUGCGUGACACACUCGGAUGAAACCUGCCUCUUCCUG
Messenger RNA from Pisolithus orientalis, 1243 nucleotides. Its product is annotated as cytochrome C1 family-domain-containing protein. Gene Ontology annotation, molecular function: heme binding; electron transfer activity. The record is from RefSeq and is a predicted model, not a curated record. NCBI's taxonomy places the organism in Eukaryota, Fungi, Basidiomycota, Agaricomycetes, Boletales, Pisolithaceae. The transcript is spliced from 7 exons. Bases 61 to 1053 code for a protein of 330 amino acids. Gene Ontology annotation, biological process: mitochondrial electron transport, ubiquinol to cytochrome c.